AUGUUUCUUCAUUUUGGAAUAUUGCUUCUUUUGUCCCAAGGAAUCUUUGGCGAAGAGGACGUUUCGGAAGCUAUAGAUGGAGACAGCCGAAUAAUAGGUGGCCAAAAUGCCUCUCCAGGCAUGGCUAAGUGGCGUCCCGACGCGGUGUCUAUAGUAGUUGGCAGUCACCAGAUCAAAUCAGGUGGCCAUCGUUACAAGGUUAAGAAAUUGAUGCCUCACGAGCAGUUUUCAAAGGUCACAGCGAAGAAUGACAUAGGCGUCAUACAAGUCGAAGGCAGCAUCCAAUACAACGACAAUGUUCAACCAAUUGGGUUGUACAACCGUCAGGUAUCCGUUGGAAGGAAAUGUCUUUUGACCGGUUGGGGAUUAGUAAACAAAGAAAAGAACAUUUCUCCGAACAAUCUUCAAAUGUUGUUUUUCCAAACUAUAAGUAUUAAAGAAUGCACUCAACGACUGGCAAGCAUUCGUUCUAAGAAAUUUUUGCCCAUCGAUAAUGGACAAAUCUGUGCUAAGCGCCCGAACCACAAAGGCACAUGCCAAGGUGAUUCCGGUGGGCCCCUCAGCAAAAUUAAGUGA
Messenger RNA from Pieris macdunnoughi, 576 nucleotides. The record is from the annotation of a GenBank genome assembly. Lineage: Eukaryota; Metazoa; Arthropoda; Insecta; Lepidoptera; Pieridae.